Messenger RNA from Metopolophium dirhodum (rose-grain aphid), 1402 nucleotides. RefSeq lists its product as uncharacterized. The transcript is spliced from 3 exons. The record is from RefSeq and is a predicted model, not a curated record. NCBI's taxonomy places the organism in Eukaryota, Metazoa, Arthropoda, Insecta, Hemiptera, Aphididae. Bases 8 to 403 code for a protein of 131 amino acids.
UUUUACUAUGGCUUUUAACGCUCUAUUUGAUUCCACUGUAAUUGUGCUACUUGUACAGUUAUAUGUUACACCUAUACUUUUGGUUCAGUUGUUUAUACACAUUUUAAAGAAAGGUUUAUAUUUGUUGAGGUGUAAGUUUAUUUUUAUUUUUAUGGAUAUUACUAAUAAUAAAUUUGAAAAAUUUGAAUCAGAGGAAAAUCAUGACAGUCCUACGCCUACAACAUAUAAAAGGAAAAUUUAUGGACGUCAAAAAACCUUAUCGGAGGCUUCAAUCUAUAACCCCAUUGACCCACAAGAACGGAAUAAAAGUAGACAAUAUAGUUUUGCGGAUAAAACCCUUGAUUGCAUUACACAAUGCUUUUGGCAAUGUUCAUCUUGUUACCAAUGCAAUGAGAAAUCUUAAUCAAACAAAUCCUGGCUGUCUUAACGAUAAACAAUAAAAUAUAAAUAGUAUGAUCCAAAUUCAACUUAUAUUUUUAAUUUGAUUUAUCGUUUGAAAUAAAAGUAUCUAAUGGCUCAUUUGUUGGCUUGUAUAGUUGUACAUUGCUCGAAACUUUGGCUUCUGGAGUCAAUUGAUGGCUUCAACGUCAGUCCCGUUUUAGUUUAUGCUCUCAACUUACUAUAAGAUGUGGUUUAUUAUUUUUAUUCUAAUGGAUAAUUUUAAAACCCUUUGAAGACUCAAUAAUUCCAUUUAAAACAACAAAAAUGGUUUAUAAUAUUAUAUUUAUAUACUCAUUGUUUAUUAAUAUUUGGCAUUUAACAGAAGUCUCCAUCUUAUCAACACAUUUUAAUAAUGUUAUAAUUUCAUAUAGUUAUUGUUAAUUGUGUUUAUAUACAUUUAUGGAAUAACUUACACAUUUUAUCAAAUUACUACUUACUUAUUUUAUACUUGAUAAUAAGUUCAUAAAUGUUAAUGUUUCAAAAUAAUGGUCAUGCUCAAUAUCUUCUACAUUUGUAAUAGAAAUAAUAUUGCUACAACUAUAUCAAUACUUAUAUUUGUUUUUUAUUACAAUUUUAAGAUUAUUAAAUUAUAUUUUAAUUAUUUUAUACUUGGAUUUUUUUUUAAACAAUAUUUAUUGUGUUAUACCAAUGUUUUAUUAUAUUAUUGUAGUUAAAAAUAAACUUUUUAAAAAUUAAUCAUGCAUUUUUUACAAGAUCAAAAAUCGGUUUUCAUUGUGGGUUUGUUAUAAAUUCAUUGACUACUGAAUAUUAAAAGACAAAAACAUAAUUUUAAUUUCAAACAUCAUAUAAUAUUGCUUUUAAUACCAAAUAAUAAUAUAUUAUAUCAUUGCAUUACAUAUUAUAUUAAGUUUGUUAACAGUCUUUAAAUACCUUGUAAAAAGUAAUUUAAUGUAUUAUAUUUAUAUAAGUAAUAAGUAUAUCUGAUGCCAAUACAAAUAGU